Onychostoma macrolepis is the source of this 1031-nucleotide messenger RNA. Its product is annotated as fish-egg lectin-like. The transcript is spliced from 6 exons. NCBI's taxonomy places the organism in Eukaryota, Metazoa, Chordata, Actinopteri, Cypriniformes, Cyprinidae. The coding region runs from base 100 to 867 and encodes 255 amino acids. The record is from RefSeq and is a predicted model, not a curated record.
GCAUCUUCAAACUUUGUGGCGUUACCUGUAGAGUGAGCACUGGAGAAUCACAUUGAUCGCUGAAUCCGCUGACACAAGAGAAGGAACCGACCAGAAAUAAUGAAUGUUUGUCUGUGCAUCCUGCUAUUUAGCCACCUGUUCCUUUAUACUAUAGCUUGGGAUUGUGAAGUGAUACCUGGUACCCUGAAGCAGAUUGAUGCUGGGCUAGGGGUAGUAGGUGGGGUGAACGAUGACAAUGAAGUCUUCCUGUUCCUGGGGACCGGAUUUCAAAGUAUAAGAGCAUCUCUGAAGCACUUUACUGUCGGACCUGCUGGAGAACUAGGGGCAAAUUCAUCAAACAAUGUCUUCAAGUUUGCAGAUGGAAGCUUCAAGCAGAUUCCAAGCAUUCAAUUCAAACAAGUGGAUGCUGGAGGUGACCAGAUUAUUGUAGGUGUUUCACCGGUAGAUGAUGUCUUCUGUUUAAGUAAGGAUGCUAACAAUGUCAGGCCAUCCGGUGAUGCUCCUUGGGUACAACUUGCAGGGAAGCUGAAGUACUACAGCUGUGGCCCGUCCAGCUGUUGGGGAGUGAACGCCGCAGGGAAUGUCCUCCUCAGAAGGUUUGUAACGGGUGCUUCCUGUGGAGGGUCGGGUGCUUUUGAGGCUGUUUCUGGGACUCUGUCCAUGGUUGAAGUAGCAAGUGAUGGUAACGUCUUUGGUGUUGACCCUCAGGGGAAUUUACUGCAAAGAGCUGGUGUCUCUAUAUCGAAUCUCUUUGGAUCAACUUGGACAAAUAUUUUGAUCUGUCCCAACGGCCACAAGCAUGUGACUUAUGAUCUGGGGAGGCUGUAUGUCAUCUGUAGUGAUGGAUCCAUCAGGAGAUGCAUUUAAAUGUCCAACAGAGGACCUCAACUAUCAUUAUAAAUGAAAAAUCCUUUUCUAUCUCUUUAAUUUCUUUGCUUUUUAACAAAUACAAUGUUAUGAUUUUUGAUUUUACAUUACUUUUGAAGUGUCAGUAAAAGGUCAAUAAAGUGCUACUUCUUUAUCAUUUUAAA